CGACAAAAACAACAUCCACCCGACAAUAACAAGCAUUGCUGGGUGAACUUUUGAGUGAACUUCUAAUCGAACUGGCGGAAAUUCAACGUCGAAAUCCCACCAGUCACUAUGCCUUACUCGAAAGGAGAGCGAACCAAGCUGAAAAACCAGCAGUUUCGUGAGCAGCAAAAACAACAGUACGAAGAUGAGAAGGUCGACGACAACACUGAACAGAAUGUGACUAACGAUAUAGAAUGUUGUGUACCGACUGUAUGCUUGAUGAACGGCGAGCCUGUUAAUAUACACGACCCAGAUGAAGUGGCUAAAGUGGUCUGUAACAACCCAGGGUGCGAUAUCGGAAACUACAUGCACAAAUGCUGUUUUGCUGCCUGGGAAGACGAGGUGCUGACUUACCUACGCUCAUCGGGUCGGGCCCGAAGUUGGUCUGAAAAGCAGCGUCGCCAAAACCUGUGGACAAAGAAGGGAUUCGACUUAGCAUGGAAGGCAUGCUCUUGCAAGUGCAGUAAGGGGCAUUUGCGCAAAGACCUGGAUUGGAUACCACCGAAAAUACCUGACGGCCAACGCAAAGUGCGACGCAAAAAGAAGUCUGGCGAUCGUCCCACUAUUGGUAUGCUUGGAAGCAGUGUCAAAAAAUCACAACCUCUUGUGGGAGGUUUGGGGGCAAGGUUUCAACGACAGGGCUCGACAUCCUCGACUGAAAACUACAGUCCACCCAGCAGCGGCGAUACUAUGCGUCGCAAAACAAGCAAUGUAACAUUUGAAUUCCCACCUCCCAUCGGUAACUUCAACAACGAGUUGCGUAACGGUUACCAUCUGGGAAGCCAGUCUAAUAUACGCGGGCGGAGUUCAUCAUCGUCCCCAACCGAUGAGAACGUAUCUGGUAUACGCUCUUUUACGAGCCCAGGCAGCACGAAUGCCAAGCAUAUCGGAAUAUUGAAUAACAACAGCAAGCAUAGCCCAGGAGUACACUUUCUCCGCCGUCUGGAUUUCACUUCGUUUCAGAGUGCCCUGCCUAAGCACAAGUUUAAUGCAUACCAUAUACGCAUGGAAGAAGAUGUAAACGACGAUAUACGGGCGUUUAUUUUAUCCACGUUAAGCACGUACGAGACAACAUACAUCAUUUGUACACUGUGUGGCCAACAGUUACCUGUGUUUGAUAAAUACCCCUUAAUUGACGGGACAUUUUUUCUAACCCCACAGCGACACACUGAUGGUUGCCUGCAGGUGUUUUUCGAUAACAAGCCUUUGCACCUGAGCGCCGUAUGUGUCAAUUGUUUAGAAGGCGCUCAAAUUAUUAUAUGUCGUGGUUGUAAGACCCGUUGGGAUGGAAGUCAUCAUCAACUGGGCACAAUGUAUAAAUACGACAUAUUCGCGGCUCGGCCGUGCUGCUCUAGUCGCUUGGCUUGUAAACACUGCGGUCAGCCAGUCAUUGAUAUACGACAAGCAACCAACUAUUACAGCGACUACUCACAAAAUAUACAAUGCCCUCAUUGCUCGGUUUCCGACUUUCACUUCGUGAAACCACUUAGCAGCUACGAGCUUAUACAACACCCUUAGUCGCAGAACUCACUCAUUAAUAACAUUAUCAUAUUUGAGUCUAUUUAAAAUUGUAUUUGCAUACACUGUAUUAUGAUAAACGUAUGUAUCUAGCACGUUCUCUGUUGACAAUAUGCUUUGCGUAGUUGCACAUCGUAUACGUAGUGAAACCAUGUUUAUUGGCGAAAGUUAUAUUAGUUUGUAAUUCAUUUUCAUGUAAAUCCCGUAACAGCUUGUAAUUUUUCGAAUGCAAGUUCCGUAAAAGUAAAACGGGCAUUAUUAAAUUUUGUAUAUUUGCACAGUGUAGAAGUUCCGAUUUAACGUUCAUAUUUUUUGUACCGUGCACUGAUGUUGACUGUACAAGGUAGUAGAAGUUACCUUCAAAAGGUGGACCGGUUUCUGGCACAAUUGUACAAUCCAAAAGAUUUUUCUGGUUAUAAUAAGAUUGUAUUAUGUGAGUGGGAGAUAAAGUACACUUUGACUUGAACCAA
This is a messenger RNA of Saccoglossus kowalevskii, 2027 nucleotides long. RefSeq names its product headcase protein homolog. The record is from RefSeq and is a predicted model, not a curated record. NCBI's taxonomy places the organism in Eukaryota, Metazoa, Hemichordata, Enteropneusta, Harrimaniidae.